CGCAGUGGCACCAGCCUUCCACCAGGGAGCCUCGAACGAGCUCUCCCGCCCUCUCCCCGCCCCCCCCCACCCCCAUCUGCAGCUUGCUGGCUCUCUCUUUCUCCCUCUCUGUCUCACUCUCUCUCUUUCUCUCCCUCUCCUAUCGGAGCACAAUGAAAGCCUGUGUAUCGCCGUGACUCCGGGCGGGAGCCAGUGUCAGCAAAGCGGCUAACAACAGACGAGAAAGAGAAAGGAAAAUACAAGCUACUUUUUUUUUUUUUUUUUUAAAUCCAUAAAGCGGAGCGAAUACAGGAGAUAGAACCACAUUGCUUAUUGCGAGUCCAGACCCUCAGAUCCACUGGCCGGGGAUGGAAUGUACAAAAGUGGACAGAAAAGUGGCUGGACAUGACUCGGUGCAAUUUGCUGGAAGUUUGUAAGUUUGACCAUCGUUUGUAAAUUACUCUCGGAAGAGUUUGUCUCUCUUGAUACUGUAUUAGAAUAGAGCCGGGGGUGAGGAAUAGAAACGUAAGCGGGAAAGAAAAAAAUGUAUUGAAGGAUCUCUCUCAGUGGCUAGCGACUUAAGAUUGCUUUUCAUUUAAGGCUAGGAAACCUUAGAGGGAGUGAGGAUUUUACCGGUGAUUGGAUUAGCUGAAGAAAAAAGCAUGGUCCAAAAGUCCAAUUACUGACAUUGUUAACAGUUGAAAAGCUGUCUCCCUCUUUUGGGAGAAGACAACAUCCUACAGUAUCCCCAAAGAGGAGAAAACACCGGAGCGAAAGGAAAGGGAGGAAAAAUUAAAAGCCAAAAGACAGUCUCCCUUGAUUUUUGCACAUUUUGAACAGUGACUUAAACAUCUUCUGAAACAGCACUGUUUUGUUUUGUUUUGGUUUUUUAUUUAACCUGAGGAAAAGUCAAGGCUGCCGGUUACAUAGACAUGGUAGAAAUGUGUUUCUCUGCAGAAACAUCCCCAUAAAGAAUUGUCGGAAACAACUAGGUGAGGGGGAGUCCUCUCUAUUAAUACCUCUCUCAAUUCCUUUUGCUGUGUGUUUCUGUCUCUUGCUGGACAAUCCCUGAAUUCUUGAUCUAACCCCCAGAUUGUGUGUUUACGAAGUACCUAGUGGCUCUUAUCAGCUUGGUGGGGGAAAAAAAAUCCACCAACUCUGUCCAACUUCUCCAGAGCUGUCAAAUGCAAUUAGAGUAAGUUAAUCAGGGUUUGUUUCCAACUUAUCCUCCCCCCAGUUGAUUUCUAUUCUUUCUCCCCACCCUCUUUUUACUAACUCCCCUCCCCCACACCUUCUCCACGGCUCCCCCACAACCUCUGAAGACCUCUAUUCAUGUGGCCCUGAACACUGAGCUCACAUUGUCAAAAACAGACUUGCCUGCAAUAGCCAGCAGUAGCCUCUUUCCACCUCACCAUCCCAGAGGCAGCAAUCAUUGUGUCCAGUAAGAUGGGGGACACAGCGCCCCCGCAGGCCCCCGCAGGAGGGCUAGGGGGGGCCUCUGGGGCGGGGCUCCUUGGAGGGGGCUCAGUCACCCCGAGAGUGCACAGUGCUAUCGUGGAGCGCCUCCGGGCUCGGAUCGCUGUCUGCCGCCAACACCACCUGAGCUGUGAAGGACGCUAUGAACGAGGUAGGGCCGAGAGCUCAGACCGGGAAAGAGAGAGCACCUUGCAACUCCUGAGCCUUGUACAGCAUGGCCAGGGGGCAAGGAAGGCUGGCAAACACACCAAGGCCACCGCCACUGCUGCCACCACUACAGCCCCUCCACCGCCCCCUGCUGCCCCUCCUGCGGCCUCCCAAGCAGCAGCAACAGCAGCCCCACCGCCCCCACCAGACUAUCACCAUCACCACCAGCAGCACCUGCUGAACAGUAGCAAUAAUGGUGGCAGUGGUGGGAUAAACGGAGAGCAGCAGCCACCUGCUUCAACCCCAGGGGACCAGAGGAACUCAGCCCUGAUUGCGCUCCAGGGUUCCUUGAAAAGAAAACAGGUAGUUAACCUAUCUCCUGCCAACAGCAAGCGACCCAAUGGCUUUGUGGACAACUCAUUUCUUGAUAUCAAAAGAAUUCGUGUUGGGGAGAAUCUCACUGCAGGACAAGGUGGCCUCCAAAUAAACAAUGGACAAAGUCAGAUUAUGUCAGGGACCUUGCCUAUGAGCCAAGCACCCCUGCGAAAGACUAACACUCUCCCAUCCCAUACACAUUCUCCUGGCAAUGGCCUGUUUAACAUGGGCUUAAAGGAGGUAAAGAAGGAGCCAGGAGAGACUCUGUCGUGCAGUAAGCACAUGGAUGGCCAAAUGACCCAAGAGAAUAUUUUUCCUAAUAGGUAUGGAGACGACCCUGGAGAACAACUGAUGGAUCCUGAGCUGCAGGAACUCUUCAAUGAACUGACCAACAUAUCUGUGCCUCCCAUGAGUGACCUUGAACUGGAGAACAUGAUCAAUGCCACCAUAAAGCAGGAUGACCCAUUUAACAUUGACUUGGGUCAGCAAAGCCAGAGGAGCACACCUAGGCCCUCCUUACCCAUGGAGAAAAUAGUGAUCAAAAGUGAAUACUCACCAGGCCUGACUCAAGGCCCCUCAGGCUCUCCUCAGCUGAGGCCCCCAUCAGCUGGCCCCGCAUUCUCCAUGGCCAACUCUGCCCUCUCCACUUCAUCUCCAAUCCCUUCAGUCCCUCAGAGCCAGGCUCAGCCUCAGACAGGCUCAGGAGCAAAUCGGGCCCUGCCAAGCUGGCAGGAAGUAUCCCAUGCCCAGCAGCUCAAACAGAUAGCUGCCAAUCGUCAGCAGCAUGCCCGGAUGCAGCAGCACCAGCAGCAGCACCAGCCUACCAACUGGUCAGCCUUGCCCUCUUCUGCUGGACCAUCACCAGGUCCAUUUGGGCAGGAGAAAAUCCCCAGCCCUUCUUUUGGUCAGCAGACAUUCAGCCCACAGAGCUCCCCCAUGUCUGGGGUAGCUGGUGGCAGCGGCCAGUCGAAAGUAAUGGCUAACUACAUGUACAAGGCUGGCCCCUCAGCCCAGGGUGGGCACCUGGAUGUGCUCAUGCAGCAAAAGCCUCAGGAUCUCAGUCGAAGUUUUAUUAACAACCCGCACCCAGCCAUGGAGCCCCGUCAGGGCAACACCAAGCCUUUGUUUCAUUUUAACUCAGAUCAAGCAAACCAGCAGAUGCCUUCUGUUUUGCCUUCUCAGAACAAGCCUUCUCUCCUACACUACACCCAGCAACAGCAGCAGCAGCAGCAGCAGCAACAGCAGCAGCAACAACAGCAACAGCAGCAGCAGCAGCAACAGCAACAGCAGAGUUCAAUUUCAGCUCAACAACAGCAACAGCAACAGCAGCAGAGCUCGAUUUCAGCCCAACAACAGCAGCAGCAGCAACAACAACAACAACAGCAGCAACAACAGCAGCAGCAACAGCAGCAGCAGCAGCAACAACCAUCUUCUCAGCCCGCCCAAUCUCUACCAAGCCAGCCUUUGCUAAGGUCACCUUUGCCACUUCAGCAAAAGCUCCUACUUCAGCAAAUGCAGAAUCAGCCCAUUGCAGGAAUGGGAUACCAAGUCUCCCAACAGCAGAGACAGGAUCAACACUCUGUGGUAGGCCAGAACACAGGCCCCAGUCCAAGUCCCAACCCCUGCUCAAAUCCAAACACUGGAAGUGGUUACAUGAACUCCCAGCAAUCACUGUUGAAUCAGCAAUUGAUGGGAAAGAAGCAGACUCUACAGAGGCAGAUCAUGGAGCAGAAACAGCAGCUUCUUCUCCAGCAGCAGAUGCUGGCUGAUGCGGAGAAAAUUGCUCCACAAGAUCAGAUAAACCGACAUUUGUCAAGGCCACCUCCGGAUUAUAAAGACCAAAGAAGAAAUGUGGGCAAUAUGCAACCAACUGCUCAGUAUUCUGGUGGCUCAUCCACAAUAAGCUUAAACUCUAACCAGGCUUUGGCAAACCCAGUUUCAACACACACCAUUUUAACUUCCAAUUCCAGCCUCCUGUCUACUUCUCAUGGGACAAGAAUGCCAUCAUUAUCUACAGCAGUUCAGAACAUAGGGAUGUAUGGAAGUCUGCCUUGUAAUCAACCUACCACAUACAGUGUCACUUCAGGAAUGAAUCAAUUGACCCAACAGAGAAACCCAAAGCAAUUGAUAGCAAAUCAAAACAACCCUAUGAUGCCACGGCCACCUACCUUAGGGCCAGGUAAUAAUAACAAUGUAGCCACUUUUGGAGCUGGAUCUGUUGGCAAUUCACAACAACUGAGACCAAAUUUAACCCAUAGUAUGGCAAGCAUGCCACCACAGAGAACAUCAAACGUAAUGAUCACAUCCAACACAAGUGCACCAAACUGGGCCUCUCAAGAAGCAACAACCAAACAGCAAGAAGCCCUGACAUCUGCAGGAGUCCGCUUCCCCACAGGGACACCUGCAGCCUAUACCCCAAAUCAGCCAUUGCAACAGGCAGUAGGUAGCCAGCAAUUUUCCCAGAGGGCAGUGGCUCCUCCUAACCAGUUAACACCAGCAGUGCAAAUGAGACCCAUGAACCAAAUGAGCCAAACACUAAAUGGACAAACCAUGGGUCCCCUCAGGGGUCUGAAUCUCAGACCCAAUCAGCUAAGCACACAGAUUUUGCCUAAUAUGAAUCAGUCAGGAACAGGGUUGAAUCAAUCGAGGACGGGCAUCAACCAGCCGCCAUCCCUGACGCCCAGCAAUUUUCCUUCACCCAACCAAAGUUCCAGGGCUUUUCAAGGAACUGACCACAGCAGUGACUUAGCUUUUGACUUCCUCAGCCAACAAACUGAUAACAUGGGCCCUGCCCUAAACAGCGAUGCUGAUUUCAUUGAUUCUUUAUUGAAGACAGAGCCUGGUAAUGAUGACUGGAUGAAAGACAUCAAUCUUGAUGAAAUCUUGGGGAACAAUUCCUGAAGAAGAAAGGGGAAACAAUUUCCAAACUCCAAGCACUAAAAGGCAGUAUUUUACAGAAACUCUGUAGAGGCUGAACUGUUGAUGUUCAGGUAGACUACGUGAAGAUGACAUGCUUAAAAAUGGAAAGCAGAAAGUAACUGCAGUGAUGAACAUGUUGGUCCAAAUUCUUGUUUUAAAUCUUACACCCGAAAGUAAAACAUUGGGAUCACUUUUCCCUGUCUAAACUCCAGGACACAGUAUCCAAUUUAUCCAAACAGAACUGUGGUGUCAAUGUGUAAUUAAUUGUGUAAAAUAGCCUUCCCAACCAACUUCCUUUUUCCCUGGAAAAAAAAAGAGGUAAUAGAACUUGUAGUUUAUUUAAACCCCAUGUCAUGAGGAGGUACUAGUUCCAAGCAACAAACUCCUUAAUUUGCUCUAAUAGAUAGGUAUGGUUUAAUCUUUCCAUUGUGUCUUUUCAUUUAAUUUUCCCGAAGCUUGCAGGAUAGAUUGAAAUAUUAUAGGUUUGUUUGGAGUAACCAAACAGUGUGCUAAUUAAGAAAAAGUCAGAGAACCUAGAAAACAUCUAGUGGAUUACAGAAUUUCUUCCCCAGAUUCACUCCUCACUUUUACAAUUUUCCCACAAUCCUCUACUUCAGUGAGAUGCUGUGUUUAGUGAUUAAACAAAAAUAUAGAGCUGUACAAUUUGAUUUUGGCUUCCACAACCAACAUCUGAAUCCAUUCCAAAUGAAAUUUUAGAUAUAACAAAGGCUUGUCCUAAUCAUACUGAAAUAUUGGUGCACACCUCUCUGCACUGGAUUUAACUUUUUUUAAAAAAAACCACUGGACAUUGCUAUAAAUGAGAUUUAUUUGGCUACAAAUAACCUGGGAUGUUUCUUAUUAUGAUUGAUGCCUGCUGGUUUGUUCCCAAGCUAAGUAAAAUUGAGCCUCAUCCUCCCUACUCAUUUUGAUGACUGAGGCUGGCUUACAAGGAAAGGAAGUUUGGAGAUUAAAACCGAGAUUAGAAAGUAUCAUGUUUUGGUUGGAGAUAAGAACCAGGGGAGGCAAGUACCAGUGUGUACAAAUUUAUUUCACGGAAUUUGAAGGAAAACAUAAUCAAGAGGGAAAACAAUUUGUCCUUCAUUGGACAUAUUAUUUGGAUUUGGGUGAACAGCGAAAUGGAAUGUGGUCUGUUAGGAGCGUUCCGUUCGUUCUUCUGUCCCUGAUGUGAUGAAUCAUUGCCACAUGCUAGUUGGACUCUUCAUAUCCAGGUUUUGUCCCUCAGGGCUGAGCACUAUAUCAAAGAGUUUUUGUUGAGUCAUUUAACCUCAGUGCCCACAUACAGAUCAGCUGUAAAAUGGGGAAGAUGUGUGCUGAUUUGGAAUGAAUGCAAAAUAUCACUAUCAUUUUCCUAAUUACAGAGGAGCAAAGGUUAUCUUCAGCCCUUUCAGUUAUACGCUCACAUAUUCAAAUAUCAAAUGUAAUUUAGCUGAAGUUAUUUAAUAACCAAGUCUUCAAUAUCUGUUCAAA
This is a messenger RNA of Chlorocebus sabaeus (green monkey), 6384 nucleotides long. It is a transcript of the gene MAML2, whose product is annotated as mastermind like transcriptional coactivator 2. Gene Ontology annotation, molecular function: transcription coactivator activity. Gene Ontology annotation, cellular component: nuclear speck; nucleoplasm. The record is from RefSeq and is a predicted model, not a curated record. Gene Ontology annotation, biological process: positive regulation of transcription of Notch receptor target; Notch signaling pathway. Lineage: Eukaryota; Metazoa; Chordata; Mammalia; Primates; Cercopithecidae.